Molecule: messenger RNA, 2907 nt
Organism: Drepanopeziza brunnea f. sp. 'multigermtubi' MB_m1
Lineage: Eukaryota; Fungi; Ascomycota; Leotiomycetes; Helotiales; Drepanopezizaceae
Biological process (GO): negative regulation of gene expression via chromosomal CpG island methylation
Cellular component (GO): nucleus
Molecular function (GO): DNA binding; DNA (cytosine-5-)-methyltransferase activity
Source: RefSeq, a predicted model, not a curated record
AUGGCUCCAUUCACGGACCAGGAAGUUGUGGUCCUUGACGAUGAAGAGGAGAUCAUCAUCAUUGACGACGACGACGACGAUGAAGAUGACGAAGGAGACAUUGAGAUUAUAGACUUUAUGCCCCCUCCAACAGGGCUAUCGCCAGAGGAUAGGUUCAUCGGAAUCCGACCCUAUAUACCUUCUACACCAUCAAUUGCCUCUGUCAUUUCCCAUCCGCGAAGUACGUCCCAGGGAACUCAACUGGGAGGUUCCUGCAGUCCCGGAACCACAAGGUCUCGCAUCAACUCGACAUUCCGCAGGCCGAACUGGGGUUUCAAUGUAUCCAAGUCUCUGAGUGCAAGCCGAAGUUCUCUAGGUUCAUGUUUCCAACACAGAUCAGAGUCUCUUGGUGAUCCUCGAUCAUUUGUAGGAUGCCCGUCUCCCAGAUCAGGUCCAGGACUUUUUAGCGGGACUGCUCAAGAGCCAAUACCUCUCGAUGAUGAAGAGGCUGUUUCGGAAGUCACCCCUCGUAGGAUAUCGAGAGCCUUCGAAUGGCGCAGUAGAGCCGUCAGUCUCUCCAGCGCACCUGUUGCAAGGCCAGGGAUACCCAGCAGCAGUAACUUCGCCAUUCUGGACGAUGCAGACCCGCUCGGACUAGUACCAGUGGGCGACAGACUACUUUCUCAAGAACCAGGUCCAGAGCAAGCACCAACACAUUUCAAGCCAGGCGAAAUUAUUGACCUCGAAGAAGAUGUCGUCGAGAUGUUGCGCGUUGAAGAUGCCUACGAAGAGGAAGAAAAACGGCGGCGAGUCAGGAGAAAGGUCGAGAAGGUAGUACAUUACGAGCGGCGCAAUCCCACCAUCGUCGGCGCAUGGCAGCGAAUUGAAAGCACAAUAUGCCUGGAAUCUAUCACUCUGAAAGCCAACAAAACAGUUCAGCUGAAGGACGAGAGCUUCAUUCGCAUCAAGGACAUCCUGCGCAACUCCGAAACUGAGGAGAUCAGGAUUCGAGGACAUCGACUUCAACGAGCGAGAGAUUUAAAUGGGCUUCUUCAGAAGAAGCUAAACGAGCUUGUUGUAUUCCUUGAAGUCGAUCUCGAUGAUCCUCGGGCGCCACUUGAGCAGAGCACUGUUGAAGUGUCACUAGAAGAGGUUGCCAGAGUUCGAAGCGUCCGCUUCACGAAUCAGAAGUUUCCACUCGCGAGAAACGUUGUCUUGACGGAAUUCCGGGACAAGGAGCACGCAGCUGAGGAUGGAGGCUUGACUGUGCGAUGGACGUACACUUGUACCUACGAAUCUGCCGGAGAUAGAGACCACAAUGUCUUCAAGGAGCGGUCACUUGAGCGAUUGAAGGUCGAUGAAUGUACUCCUGGUUUUGAGAUCUCGGACGAAGACGCCCGGACGCUGUGGCGUGGUGAGACUAUAAUUGGAGGCUCCUACCGACCUGGGAUCGAUCCCGAAGAAGUCAUUGAGGUACCAGACAGUCCGAGCGAGGUCCCAAUCGAUGUUGCUGGUAUGCAGGAGCCGGAAGCAGUGUUAUGCAUACCGAAUCAGUCCAUUGAUAUCGAUGAACACGACCAACAAACUAGCGAGCUUGUCCCAGAGGGCCCAGAGGGCGUUCAGGGCAGCAGAGAAAAGCGAAACCACAGUGCUGUCGACCUUGAGCCUGCAGAUGUUCCGACUUCUGGAUCGGCUCUCAAGCGUAUCCGAUGUCAAGACCUAGAUGAAGUGGAGGAAACACGGGAAGGCGUAGCCAGGAUGAGCCUUCAAACAACAGAGCCAGAGAUGCCGAUAGACCUAGAAGCCCAACCAGAGCUAGCUGACGACCAACCACUUGCCCCAGAAACGAUCGAUUUGUCAAUAGAGCUUCCCAAGAUGAUCGACCUCGUCUCAUCAGAUCCCACACCUCCUGAACCCGACACUCCUCGCCCACCUCCAGAACCUAAACCACCCGUGAACAGAACGGCCGGCCAGACCUACACCUACGGCGACGCCUUCUGUGGCGGCGGCGGCUCCUCACGAGGCGCAACCAUGGCCGGCCUGCGGCUGAGAUGGGGCUUCGACUUCAAUAAACACGCCUGCCUGACCUGGCGUACCAACUUCCCCUUCGCGCACUGCCACGAGCUGCCAGCCCACGAAUUCGUCGACCUCUCAAAGACGGACUCCAACCCGGACGCCAUGAAAGUCGACAUCCUGCACCUCUCGCCACCAUGCCAGUUCUUCUCGCCAGCCCAUACAAUUGAAGGCACGGAUGACGAGAUGAACACGGCGAGUCUUUUUGCGGUGCAGGAGGUCAUUGAGGUGGCCAGGGCGAGGAUCGUGACGCUGGAGCAGACGUUCGGGAUUGCGUGUUCGAGGUUUCGAUUCUAUUUCAAUGCGUUGAUCCAGAUGUUUACCACGCAUGACUUCUCGGUUCGGUGGGCGAUCGUGCCACUGGCGCAGUGGGGAUUACCGCAAAGACGCCAGAGGCUGAUCAUCAUUGCUUCGUGCCCAGGCGAACCCCUCCCCCUAAUGCCACCGCCAACACACUCCGCAACCGGGCCCAUCCCACCCCUCAACCUCCCUCCCUUCGUCUCCGCCAACAUCACCCUGGCGUCCAUCCCGUACAACGCGUCGGAUCACGACAUCAGGUCUGUCAUCUGGGACCCGGAGCGCUACCAGACGCCGUGGGACGGCACCAAGAUCCUGCCUCGCGCCAUGACCACCUCGGGAGGGCAGAACUACCAUCCGUCGGGGAAGAGGGACUUGACGCUGAGGGAGUAUGCGAGUCUGCAGGGGUUCCCGCCGAAGCAUUGCUUCAGGGGAACUUAUGUGAAGAAGCAGAUAGGGAAUGCAGUGCCGCCUGUGGUGGCGAAGGUGUUGUUUGGGCAUUUGAAGGGAAGCUUGGAGAGGGAGGAUGGGGUUGAGGGGCCGGAGCUGAUUGAGUAG